AUGGCUACACUACCUACUCCUCUCGACUUCGACACCGACGAUUACCAAUUCCCGCUUCCCGGGUUUCGCUUCCACCCCACCGACGAAGAGCUCGUCGAUUAUUACCUCCGUCGGAAGGUCGAGAAGAAGUCCAUUGCCCUCGAACUCAUCAAACAAAUCGAUAUCUAUCGACACAACCCUUGGGAUCUUCCUUAUGGAAGUGGGGCGGCGGGGGAGAAAGAGUGCUAUGUGUUUGUGAAAAGAGGAAGGAAGUACAAGAACAGUGUUAGACCCAAUAGGGUAACGGGGGCGGGGUUUUGGAAGGCCACUGGUAUUGAUAAGCCAAUUUAUUCACAAGGUGGGGAACCUAACCGCUGCAUUGGCUUGAAGAAAACCCUUGUUUUCUACAAGGGAAGCGCUGGGAGAGGGCUUAAAACUGAAUGGAUGAUGCAUGAGUUUCGCCUCCCUCCAAAUACGUCUUCCAAAUCCCACGAUUCCGACGCGGCGGAGAUUUGGACGUUAUGUCGGAUAUUCAAACGGAAUAUCGUGUGUAGGAGAUACACACCAAAUUGGAAAGAAAUUCCGGCGAGCAACCGGGAAAGGAAGAGCACCAAAACAGUGGAUCAUCAAGCUUAUGAUGAUGGAGAUGGAAGAGAAACUUACAUAAGUUUUAGCUCGAACCCGUUUAAUGGGUUUGAAGAGAAGAAGCCAUUCUUGGUUUGUGAUGAAAGAAAACAAUGGGAGGAGCUGACGAUGAUGAUGAUGAAGAAGAAGAACAGUGAAGCAGCUGAAGUGAUAUCUGUGUCGCCUCCUUUGUCUGUAAACCAGUCUCCAGCUUCAUCGGGGUUCGAUGAGGAUGACUGGGAUGAACUUAGAUCCAUCGUGGACUUCCCUUUUGAUCCUUUUUUUAAUAACCCUUCGUUUUAA
Cucurbita pepo subsp. pepo (vegetable marrow) is the source of this 906-nucleotide messenger RNA. Its product is annotated as transcription factor JUNGBRUNNEN 1-like. Lineage: Eukaryota; Viridiplantae; Streptophyta; Magnoliopsida; Cucurbitales; Cucurbitaceae. Gene Ontology annotation, biological process: regulation of DNA-templated transcription. Gene Ontology annotation, molecular function: DNA binding. The record is from RefSeq and is a predicted model, not a curated record.